AGCAGAUUCCUAUGUUGUUGUACAUAAAAUCCUCGAAAAAUGUCUCGAAAAAAUCCCCAAGAAUAUACACUGCUGGGUUUAGCCAAGUUCAAUGAAUACUGCUCAGUUCUGGCAAUUAAAGAACUAAGCUGUUAUGAUCCAGAUAAGAAGACGAUAGAAAAAGCUUUCAGGAAGAGAGCCCUGAAAACCCACCCAGAUAAAGGAGGGGACCCUGUAGAAUUCAAGAAAAUCAAUGAUGCUUACAAUAGACUUAUUGGACACAUUCUGAAGCUUGAACAACAGUCAGAGGAGAAUGAGCUGGCUAACUCUAUCCUGAUAGAGGUUUCUAAGGCAUCCAUCCCUAAGUGGAUUGAGAAGUUAAAGCGCUGCUAUGGUUGGCCUAAAUCUGAUGAUUGCAAAUGCAUUAUUUUUGAGGGAGCAUACAAGCAGUUUAAAGGACGGAGUAAGAAUACCGGACCCAUUACUCUUGUACUUUAUGAAGAUCCUCCAGAUAAUAUUCCUAAGAUACAUAUCAGAUCACUAAAGUACAUGGCUUGGAUAGCAGAACAAAUGUUGCCUGUUCAUAUGCAUGUGGAAAAGGGUAGAAGUAUACAGUUUGAUCAAUGGAGGAUAGCUCAUGUUGCAGAAUUUGGAAUCUGUGCAUUUAAGACUCCUACUCCAGCACCACAAAGAAAGCAACCUGAACCUAAAGACCCCAAACCUAAAAGAAAGGCCCGGGAUGCUUCAGAACCUGCUCCUAAGGCUCGAAGAGACUCUGAACCAGCCCCCGAACCUGCUAAAGAGCCCGAUAACAUGCCAGGUAAAGAAGCUUCUAAAGACUGUACAGGAGAAGCUGCUAAAGCCCCAGAGUCUGAAAUCAAAAUGGAGGCUACCAAUAAAUCAGCAAAAGAAUCUGACACUAAAAACUUAUUUCAAUCUGAAGUAUUCAAGAUGGCAACUGACCCCGAAACUUUUAAUCCAGAUGAGUGGGAGGAAGUUCCUGAAACUUCAGAUCCAUUCCCUAAACUAUACAACAUGGCAGACCAAUCCUUUACUAAAAACGGAAAGAAAUACAGAAGAAAAGAACGUGGAGAACCUCCCAAGCCGGAAGUAAAAGUGAGUCAGUUUAAUUGUGGACACUGUGGUAUUAAUUUCAGUAACCUAGUAGAAUAUACAAGGCACAAAAUGUCCUGUGUUCCAGACGAAAACUUUGGUUUAACCGGAGACAUAAUGGAUUCAUACGGAGAGUAUCUGAAAAAUAAAUUACCGAAAGACGAAACAAAAAUGGAUUGUGAGGAAAAAGAAUCCCCAGCAAAAACUGAAAAAGUUGAAGAUGUGAAAGUUUCAGGUUUAAAAUUUGAUUUUCUAACUGGAGAUUCUGUCAAGGCAAGAAAAAAAUCCCCCGAAGAGCCAUCCUACACCUGUGGAAACUGUGAUGCUGGAUUUGAGAAGCUUAAAGAGUACACAAGUCAUAAAAUCAGUUGUAAGGAAUCUUCUUCAAUGGAUAACAAACUAAAUGACAAUCAUGUUCCACAAAAUAACUCAAAACCAGUUCAAAAUAAUUUUGAGGCCCCAAAAGAAAAAGACAAGAAGCCUAAAACCACUGAAGAACAAAGUGAAAAUAAAGAAAACGCAAAUUUGAACAAUAUCAGUACAGAGCUUCCACUAGGAAAAGAAGAAGAAAAGAUAAAAGAAAAGAUAUCUCAAGAUAUUUCAAGCAAAGACUCCAAGGUAUUAACAAAGCCUCCUAAAUUUCUGAAACCUAAAAAGGAUUUAAAAGAUUCCCAGACAGAAGAUGGGAAACCCAAUGCAAACAAAGAACAAAGAAAACUAGUAUUUAAAAGUGGGAUUGAUGACAAGAGUAAAGUGGAAGUGGGAAAAGGAAACAUACAAAUGGAAAGCCUGCGUGAAAGCUUACCGCCAGCUUCUAAAACCCCAGAACUGGAAGCAAAGUUGAAUCUUGAGGAUCCUAGAGAGGAGAAGAAGAUAAAACAAAACAAGUCUAAAAAUGAUCCCAGUGAAAUAAAACAUUCCAAAACUGAAAAAUUUAAAAAAUCUGAAGAGGUUGAAAAAGAAGAUCUAACAUUCAAAUGUUCCUCUACUAAGAAAGAAAAGAUUAAGGGUAUAAAUAUAAAUGGAAUUCAACCAGCAGAAAACAUUAUUCCAGAUAGAACUAUCCAAGUAAAGCAUGCUAUAGCCGAGAACAACAAUGAUGGUUCCCUAACUCCACUAGGUGAAUCUGAUGUCACUAAGCUAAAUAGUCCAAAUACUGUUAAAAAAAUGGGAGUGAACAAAAAUGUGCAUUCCAUGCACUCCAAGAUAAAAACUGAAUCUGAGAAAACUACCCCUUCGCUAAACAAAACAAUUGAUGGACUUGAUAAUGAAGCUAUUCGCUUGUCAAAUGAAAUUUUCAGUUUCUCCAACCCUGAAGAAGAGAAACAUAACGUAAAGGAUAUAAGUAUAAAUACAAAACCCAAGCACACCUAUGUUAAAACUUCAUCCAAAUCCCUAGCUCACCCUUUAAGUCAUGGUCCCUUAGAUCUUGAAGCUAUAAAACUAUCAAAUGAAAUUUUUUCUGAAAACACAAAAAUGAGUUUAGAAGAACUUCAGAUGAAUGAAAGCCUUCUGCAACAGAGCAAACAAUCUUCAUCUAAAGCAGAUUCAACAAAAGCUGAAAAAGAAGUUAUUACUAUGAUCGAAAAAAAGACAGAAAGUCCAGAAAUGAUGAAACAGGUUCAGCAUGCUAGACAAUGCUUUGUUGUUAACAAACCAAUACAAGAUGAAAAAGCAUCAGUUUUUGAUGCUUCCUUGAAAAAAUCUUCUUCUGAUGCAGAAAUCAAACCACAUGUUAAGUGCGAUGAUAAAGAUCUCAACAAACCCAUAUCGGUCUCAAAAUACAAAUCUAAUGAAUAUAAGAAUGAUGUUCACAACAAUAGACCACGUUUCCUUGGACUUUCCAGAUUUGAUGAUCCAGAAAAUUUCAAGCUUUCUCCUUCUCCAUCAAUACCAAAUCUUAAAUCUGCUGGGAGUGGGAAUCAUGAACUUCAAAGACCAGUUAGAAAUGCUACAUUUGCAGAUUUAUCCAUGUCCAAAUCUGAUUUCCCAGACUUACAUUCGUUAUCAACCUCUUCAUCUUUUGCCUUUGAAUCUAGCAAAUCUGUUUCACCAAAACAAAUAAGGAAAACAUUCGACAGAAACUUCAACGCCAGCCCUUCCCCAUUUUCAGGUGGAAAAUAUAGUGUUCACUUUUCCGAACCUCAAACACUAUCUAAGCUUGGAUCAUCAUUGACUUGGGUAAAACAUUCAUCAGGUUCAAUCUCAAACAAUCAUUCCUCUCUCUCAGCAUCAAGUCUGGUAAACUCGAGUAAUCAAUCAACAAAUUCCAAAUAUCAGAGCUAUCCGUCCUCAACAAAACAUUCCAAAGGAGAAUUAAGAGCAAAAAGUGAAGGAUCAUCAACAGGACAAACUUACUCAGUUACUAAACCAUCAAACAACAUGUCAGCAGACCUACUUAGACAAAUUCAAGUAACAAAGGAGAAGCAUAGAGAAAACUGUGAGAAGGCUUUAAGUUUUGAGAAACCCCAGUUUAAGCCUCCAAUGUACAAGGAUAAACUGCCCCGGCCUGGGAAUGACUAUGCGAGGUAUAACACGAUGGAAAGAGAAAAGCUAGCCAGGAGAAAGGAACGGGAGAAAACAGUAAUCAACAACGUUCUAGCAGAGAGGGCUGGACGAGCAACAUCUUUAGAAAAUAAGUCCGCACUCUGGAAUUGUGUACACAAUAACUCCGCAUACAUUUAACGGGAGCUCCUCCCAUUCCUCCAGAUCCUCCAAUUCCUCCAGAACCUCCAAUUCUUCCAAUUCCUGUAGUACCUCCAGCUCCUCCAAUACC
This is a messenger RNA of Eurytemora carolleeae, 3868 nucleotides long. RefSeq lists its product as uncharacterized. NCBI's taxonomy places the organism in Eukaryota, Metazoa, Arthropoda, Copepoda, Calanoida, Temoridae. The coding region runs from base 40 to 3777 and encodes 1245 amino acids. The transcript is spliced from 8 exons. The record is from RefSeq and is a predicted model, not a curated record.